AUGUCGUUUUCGGAUCUUUUGACUGGGCAGUCGGUUUUGUCAUCGUCUCAGAAGACUAUUCUCAUGAUAAAAUUUUUGCAUUUCUUCCUUUACAAUACCGGGCAAUUUCCGGACUUCAGACUACUUAGCAACAAGGACGAUAUCAACAGUAACAACACUUUCCCUUUAAUACCUGUUAGGAAGUUGCAGUUGUCUAUUCAGUCUGUAUCGUUGCUUGAAAAAGAGCUGAGAAGUCUUUCACAAUUUCCUAUAGAGCAAUUCCUUUUUAUACUGGGCCCAAAUGUUCAGAAGCCACUCCGUAUGGUUUUGUUGAACUUCCGCAAUUGUGAUUUGACACCUGGAGACAACACUGGAUCCAACAAGGAACAAAAGUUUCCCGUUUUCUUCAGAGGUCUGAUGGGGAACCCUUAUUUUAAUGUCAUUUUUGAGCCCACCUCACCCACACGACUCCAUGUGUACUUCAAGACUAGUAGACAUUUUCGUUGUGAUGAUUUUCUCCCAAAGUUGACCUUUAAUCCACCCAUUGGGUCCAUUCACGUUUUGAACGUGCUUUCGGCAGAAGAUACGAUGGAGCUCUACCCUGACAGUUCAGAGGUCCCAACUGAAGAAAUUGGCGCGCGUGUGGAGGAACUGCUCCAAACUGACAAGGAAAUGAUAUGGUUCUCGUGCUCCAAAGUCAUUACUGGAUGUUGA
Messenger RNA from Hydatigera taeniaeformis, 693 nucleotides. Lineage: Eukaryota; Metazoa; Platyhelminthes; Cestoda; Cyclophyllidea; Taeniidae. The record is from the annotation of a GenBank genome assembly.